Molecule: messenger RNA, 885 nt
Organism: Lolium perenne
Lineage: Eukaryota; Viridiplantae; Streptophyta; Magnoliopsida; Poales; Poaceae
Source: RefSeq, a predicted model, not a curated record
AGUGACCGUUGCGCCCCACCCAAGCUCAGGCACGUCCUACAAGGUCACGGGCACUGUGGGCACGCACGGUCCAAGCGAACCUAGGACGGAACGCCGGGAGAAGCAGAAGCGAGAACGGGGAGCAAACGCCUAGGAGAUGGGAGGCUCGCCAUCGCCAUGGCCGGCACGCAAGAUGCACGGCGCGCCACUCGCGUCUGCGCUGCUGCUCUGCUCCCUCUUCCUGCAUCCGUCGCAGGCGUUCGGCGGCCCCGGCGCCUACAUUUCUCGGCUGCUUGGCGAGGGCUACAGCGAGGAGAAGCUCCCCAUGACCAUCGUCGUGCCGUCGGUGCCAGACAACUCCCCGCGGCCAGCACCGUCCUCUGCCGCUGUCGCCGCACCGGCGCCUGCCCCCACGCCAACACCCGCGCCCGCGCCAGCGACGGUGCCCGGCUCGGAGGACUACAUGCCGACGCUGCCGUCGGAGGGGCGUGGCCCUGGCGCGCCGUCCAGCGGCGGCAGCGCGGGCGCGCCGGCGCCUCUCGACGGGGCGAGCACCGCCUUCAUUAGCAGCAACCCCGCGGUGCCGCUCCCCGCCGGCGUCACCGACUCCGCCACCGUCCUGCCCAUGCCCACCCCCGGGCAAGAACAACGCCAGGUCGUAGGGGCGGGGACGCUGCUUCAGGCCAGGACGGCCCCGUUGGUCCUUCCUCUCCUCAUGGUGGUGUCCUUCCUUGCCUUCCUGUUUGGGUAGCAAAUACCAGUAGAUAGCGGAUUCCUUCUACGACUGAUGCAUCGACCAAUUAGUUGCUAGCAUAUUGCGCUCUUGUAAUAAUCAGCACUGCCUUCUCUACCGUUUAGCCAUCUGUAAACAAACUCGCAUCUGCCCUGUUGCAUGCUUCGUGUCUA